GCAAUCCGCUGGGAGAAAACAAGAGACAAAAAACAAACACAUUUGAAUAUGCCACUCCACCACUGGGAUUGUGCUGCUUCUGCUUCCGACUCUGCAUAUUCUAGUUCCCAACCCCUGCCAUGGGGAGAGUAUGAGGUGUUUCUGAAUUUCAGAGGCUCAGACACUCGUUAUCAUAUCACUGAUAUCCUCUACCAUUUUCUUGUUAAUUUGAGAAUUCAACUUUCAAGGACGAGGAUGAUCUUCAGAAAGGGGAAGGGAUAUGGCCCAGUCUCGUCAUCGCCAUCGAGCAAUCCAAGAUCUAUAUUCUCAUUUUCUCCGAGAAUUAUGCUUAUAGCAAAUGGUGCCUCAAAGAGCUUGCUGCAAUUGCUUAGCCCCCAGAGAGGAAUUAGGGUUGCAUCAUUCUCCCUAUUUUCUAUAUGGUGGAUCCCAAAGACGUUCGACAUCAAAGUGGGCCUUAUUGGAAUGCAUUUGAAGAUCACAUGAAGAUUUUUGACGAAAAGACCGUACAAGUUUGGAGAGAUGCUUUGAAAAAGGUUGGAGCUAUGAAGGGAUGGCAUGUUACAAGCAAUGACGAUGCCAAUUCUAGUGAAGGUAUACAAAUUAUAAGAUUUUGGAUUUCGCGUUUCAAAUGUCUUGUGGUUCUGGAUGAUGUGGAUGAGAUGUUUGAAUUUGAAGAGAUGUUGGGAAAUAUCAGAAAUUUUGUUUCGGGAAGUAGAUUUGUCAUGACUUCCAGAAACGUAAAAGUCUUGAGUAUUUCGGCUGAAGAAUGCAAGUUGUAUAGAGUACUAGAAAUGAGUCAUGGCCACUCACUCCAACUCUUCUGCAAGCAUGCUUUCAAAUUGGAUUCUCCCCCAUCAAGUUAUGAGACUUUGUCGAAGGAUAUUGUUGAUGUUGCAACAGGACUUCCAUUGACACUUAAAGUCGUAGGAUCACUUUUAUUUCAAGAGGGCGAAGCGAUUUGGAUAGAAAAACUGAGGCAGUUAAAAGAGAUUUCAGAGGAGAAGGUUGUGGAAAGGUUGACGAUAAGCUACGGUGUGGAGUAG
This is a messenger RNA of Linum tenue, 1043 nucleotides long. The record is from the annotation of a GenBank genome assembly. Lineage: Eukaryota; Viridiplantae; Streptophyta; Magnoliopsida; Malpighiales; Linaceae.